Molecule: messenger RNA, 701 nt
Organism: Staurois parvus
Lineage: Eukaryota; Metazoa; Chordata; Amphibia; Anura; Ranidae
Source: the annotation of a GenBank genome assembly
CAGUAAGUGGUCUUGCCAUGCAUGCCCUCCUCUCUCCCCCCCCCCCUUUCUCUCCCCCUCCUCUCUCUCUCUCUCCCUACCUACCCCCUCCUCUCUCUCCCCCUCCUCUCUCUCUCUCCCCUCCUUAUCUCCGCCCCCUCUCUCUUUACAUUGUCCGCAGUCUGUGGUCAUCUCAUGUACUAUCUCUGCAGUCUCUGGUCAUCUCCUGUACUGUGUCCGCAGUCUCUGGUCAUCUCCUGUAGUAUGUCCACAGUCUCUGGUCAUCCCCUGUACUAUGUCCGCAGUCUCUGGUCAUCUCCUGUACUGUGUCCGCAGUCUCUGGUCAUCUCCUGUACUGUGUCCGCAGUCUCUGGUCAUCUCCUGUACUGUGUCCGCAGUCUCUGGUCAUCUCCUGUACUGUGUCCGCAGUCUCUGGUCAUCUCAUGUACUAUGUCCGCAGUCUCUGGUCAUCUCCUGUACUGUGUCCGCAGUCUCUGGUCAUCUCCUGUAUUGUGUCCGCAGUCUCUGGUCAUCUCCUGUAUUGUGUCCGCAGUCUCUGGUCAUCUCCUGUACUAUGUCUGCAGUCUCUGGUCAUCUCAUGUACUAUGUCCGCAGUCUCUGGUCAUCUCCUGAACUGUGUCCGCAUUUGUUCAUAGUUUUUUUUUUUUUAAACUAUAGUCUGGCCCUCCAACGGUCUGAGGGACAGUGAACUGGCCCCCUGU